UUAAAUCAUCACUUUCCGAUGUUAUGCCAACAAAACAGAAAACCAGUUAAGGCUCGUUCACAACCAACACAUUUGUAUCUUAGCGCUCACUUCAUACCGGUACAUUUCACAGUACUCAGUUAUAAAAAUAAAAUUUCUUGUCAAAUCUCUGGUAGCGCAACAAAAAACAUAUGUUAUUGACGUUUAUGGAAAUGUUGAAGUUUUUAUAAGCAACGGGUCAAAAGCGCGUUUUAAAUGGCAUUGAAAAAAAAUAAUAGUAAUCAAAGCGAUGUAAACUUAUUACUUUCGGUAAUAAAUAAACACAAAAAUAUAAUAGAGUGCAAGAAAAGCGGUACCUUUACGGUAAAAGUGAAAAAUAAAGUUUGGGCCAAGAUUAAAGAAGAAUUCAAUAGCAAAACAAUUUCUCAUUUGAAAAAUUGAUGUCAAGGUAAUAUCAAUAAUGGGAUCGGAGAAGCUUCAAGGAGUGGAAUCGGUAUUCGAUAGUGAACUAGCUGCCAACUUUGAUAUUGAUAAGGCUGACAGCAAUGCAAGUCUUAAUCAUUAUCAGGAUGGUAGCGACAUUUUAGAUGAAAUCCUAGACACUAGCAUGACUGCAGACACGGCAACUACUUCUAACAAUUGGUGUUCAUACACGCAAAAAUACAAAGCGAAAAACUCAAGAUCGACCAGUGCCAAGGCGGUGAGAAUACAACAUGAUCGAAACUGGCAGCUGUUAAAUCAAAAUGGACCUAAGAAAAAAGCUGUGGGAGCAACAGGUAGAGCAGUCUGAAGUCGAACAUAAAAUGCGUAUGAGAGUAAUGGAAGAAUUAAGUAGCGCAAUCUUCAAAAAUAUAACACACACAAAAUAAUAGUACAGCUCCAUAUGUAUAUACUACAUAUGUUUAAAGGUUAUUUAUUAAUUUUUAAAUACAUGUAACAUAAUAAGUAAUUAUUAUAUUUAAAUAAAUAUAAUACUUAAUUUGCAGUUACAAUGUUGUAUGUAUCUAUUUAAUAAAUUAUUUCUGGUGACAUUUUUUUGAAUGCGCCGAUCAGAGCUGCGGUUGUUCGGUGUGUUUAAAACUGCCAUGAUUGGUCCAUCAAUUUCAGGAUCUAAAAAAGAUGCUUCAGUGUCGUGAUGCAAACAGCAUAAGUUGCUAAAGACUGCUGUGGCGAUGUUAAUAUUAGUGCCCGAGAGUUUACAAAUCGUUGACGAAUCACUGUGAAAUAAAAUUCAAUUAGUUAUCGCCAUACAAAUGUUAACUACUGACUGUGAAAACGGCUCUCAGGGUAAUGAAGACAUUUUACAUCGAUAAAUUAAGGAAAUUACUUAACCGCAAGAAUGUUCAUAUCUCUAUUUUAUUACUAUUAGAUUGGCUCUCAAUGUUCAUUAAAAAACAUAAGCGUAUGCCUUCGAAAGUACAUACAACUUGUAAUUUAUCUAGCGUAGUUUAUUACUUUUAAAAGUUGAAAUAAAACAAGAAAACUAAUAAUCGGCUUUUGAUCCACGCACUUAAAAUAUAUAUAAUUAAAUUAGAUAUAAUUAAAGUAUUUACAAAAGAACGCUUCCUCAAGCAAUUUUUCGAAAAUGUAUUAUUGUAAAUGCAUUAUCAGAUUAGAUCUUUCUUUAAAGUACAACUCUGGUCCUUUGUCCUUAGUUAUAUUACGUGAGUGUAUAAUAAAUAAUUAAAGUGCACAAAACUUAUUAAAUUUGAGCUAAGUUGAACCACAAAUAUGGAUUUCCAGAAUAUGUACCUACUUAUAUGUAUAUAUGUACAUAUGUAUCUUGUUGUAAUAAUAACUACUAACGAAUUAAUUUACCUCUAUUUUUAAAAGGGAAAACACAAUAAUAGAACACAAAAUGCCAUAAUUAUUGAGUUUAUGGAAAAAAUUCAGAUAUUUUAAGAUGAUUUACAAAACGUAAAUUAACACCAUAAUAAAUAAAUCUUUAUUCAGGCGAUAAUGUAAUGUGUGUAUGUAAAGUAAGCAAGUAAAUACAUACAAGUAUACAAAUAACUGCUAAAUUUCAGUUCCGAUUCCCCUCGGACAUCAAGUGGAUUACUAUUAAUCUUUUCGUUGCUUACUUCCUCUAAAAAAAAAUUAAAAAUUGCGGAACUUAUUGUAAACUUUAAUAGAAUUGCUUCCAAAUUUUUUGAUUUACAUUUUUGAUGUACAAGUUUUGUCUCAUUAGCAAACAACUGAUUCGAAUAUUAGUUUUGCUUAUGUUGGAAAAGACGAAAAUCCAAUUAGAUUCUGUUACACCAUUGAAAAUCUGAAUUGGUUUGCAAUUCUGACAACUAAAAAAAACUGUCAUGGAUUCCACAACACUUUUGAAUAUAAACUGACAGUAAUAUUGACCGUAAAGUACUUGUUUUAUUGUGAGAAAAGCGUGAGGCGCUUUUUACCAUAUUUUUCACACAUCGAGGAACGCUACGCUAUUUUAUAAGUUGUCAAUUUAUAUUAGUAAUUAUUUUUUACUUUUAAGUUGGAUGUCCUUUAAAAGUGGGCUUUCUAGUUCUUUUAAACUAUAUUUAAUAUUAUUUUUUACUGUAUGAAGGGAUUAACCAAGACUGUGAACUAUAAAUGGAUAUAUUUUACAUAAAUUUGUAUAUAACUCUAAGAGACUGUCAGCUAUUAACAUAAGUAGGUAUGAACUGAGAAUUUAAGUUUUAAUUUUUUAUUUAAUAAAAUAGAAGCGUUUAAAAAAGGUA
Messenger RNA from Bactrocera oleae (olive fruit fly), 2687 nucleotides. NCBI's taxonomy places the organism in Eukaryota, Metazoa, Arthropoda, Insecta, Diptera, Tephritidae. The record is from RefSeq and is a predicted model, not a curated record.